Messenger RNA from Arachis ipaensis, 1670 nucleotides. Its product is annotated as polygalacturonase-like. Gene Ontology annotation, biological process: carbohydrate metabolic process. The record is from RefSeq and is a predicted model, not a curated record. NCBI's taxonomy places the organism in Eukaryota, Viridiplantae, Streptophyta, Magnoliopsida, Fabales, Fabaceae. Gene Ontology annotation, molecular function: polygalacturonase activity.
UCCGCAAAGUAGGAUGCACCGAAAUACUGAGCUAUAAAUAUUCUCGCAAACCGUUCCACCUUCCCACUACCUUACAUCUUCUUUCAAAUCUCCCUCUCAAAGAACAAACUCCUUCUCCAACAAAAUGAACCCAGCAUCAAAAUCUACUCCCAUUAUUAUUAUUAUUCCUCUUCUUGUUACUGUGAUCUUACUUUAUUGUAUGCCAAAUGCUGCGGCAGCCACAUUCAAUGUGCUCAACUUUGGAGCCAAGGCGGACGGCCGCACGGACUCUGCCAAGGCUUUUACCGGUGCUUGGGCCCAGGCAUGCGCCUCGACGCAGCCUGCUUCCAUAGUGGUGCCGCCAGGCAGAUUCUUGGUUGGCAGCAUCACCUUCAGCGGCCAAUGUGCCAACAAGGCAAUCUCAUUUGAGAUCCAGGGCACCUUGGUAGCUCCCUCUGAUUACAAUAUUUUAGGAAAAAACGGCAACUGGAUAGUGUUCGAGCACGUUGACGGCGUAUCCAUUCGCGGCGGCUUGCUUGAUGGCCAAGGCACUGCCCUCUGGAAUUGCAAGAACUCCGGCAAGGGUAGCUGCCCAUCCGGAGCCACGACACUGCUGUUCAGCAACUCCAACAACAUUUUCAUUAGUGGAUUGAGCUCAUUGAACAGCCAAUUGUUCCACAUAGUCAUCAACGUAUGCCAGAACGUUAUGGUACAAGGCGUCUCUGUCACCGCCGCAGGAAACAGCCCUAACACCGACGGCAUCCACGUCCAAGGCUCCUCCCACGUCACUAUCCUCAGCUCCAAGAUCCGCACCGGCGACGACUGCAUCUCCAUCGGUCCUGGCACCACAAACUUGUGGAUUGAAAACAUAGCAUGUGGUCCUGGCCAUGGAAUUAGCAUUGGGAGCUUGGGAAAGGAACUGAAGGAGGCUGGUGUACAAAAUGUGACGGUUAAAACGGUUACAUUCACCGGGACUCAAAACGGAGUAAGAAUAAAGAGUUGGGGUAGACCCAGCACAGGAUUUGUGAGAGACGUCAUUUUCCAAGACGCAAUCAUGGUCAACGCUCAAAAUCCCAUUCUCAUUGACCAGAAUUACUGCCCGGACAACGAGGGCUGCCCCGGUCAGGCCUCUGGAGUGAAGAUCAGUGAUGUUACAUACAAAAAUAUUAAUGGAACAUCAGCGACAGAGGUAGCUGUGAAUUUUGGUUGUAGUCCAAAGAACCCAUGCAGUGGCAUAAAGUUGGAAAAUGUGAAGCUCACCUACAAGAACCAAGUUGCUCAAGCUUCUUGCGUCCAUGCCGCUGGAACCACGUUGGGUUCAGUUCAACCAGAGAACUGUUUAUAAAUUAAAGUAAAAUGUGCUAGAGAAGAAUGCACUAAAAACUCUACGGAGAAAAACAGAAAAUUCUUAUUAAGAUUCUUAUUAUUAUCGAUUUAAUUGUCCUCAUAGUCAUAAACUCAAAGGAUUAGAGAGGCAUAUAAUUAAGUUUAAAGUGUAUCGCUAUCACUAAUUCACUAUUCACUAUAAUAUAGUUUUUUUAUUUACUGGGUAUACCCAUCAUCUUCUAGUACAAAUACCCGGUUCAUUGUAUGGGCCCGUGGCGUUUGUGUGAAGCCCAUUGGGCUGAAACGGAGCCUGGUCAUACAAAUUGAUAUGGGCCGUAGAAAGGAGAUAUGCAUCAUAUACUUAU